AUGCUCGCAGACGAUCUCUACAUCAUGGAUCGAAUGUUCCAAGGUCAGGGUCCGUCGAACCAGCAUUAUAAUAACAACUCGAGGACUGCGACGCCUACCCGUGGAAGAGGUGGAAGAGGACGAGGUCAGCCGACGUACGAUUCGCCGUACAAUUCGAGUCCCCGCGGUCGCGGUAGGGGAAUGGGAAUCGGCUCGCCACUCUCGAAGGCUCCUGCACAACGCUCCAACGCACAACCAUCGUUGUCGAAUUUAUUGAACUCGACACGACCUCUCCUUCGACCUGUCAUUUUUGUGCGUUCAGAGCACACUCGUGUUUUGUUUGCGGAGGAAGACGAAGACGAGGACGGGGCUCUGAUCAUCGAACAAAAGGAAAAUAUCAUCGUUGUUGACCAAGAUGUCUCAGAAGACGUCAACGAGCAACAAUACAUGACCCACGCUCCCACAGCAGACAAGGUCUUCCAAGUAUUCAGUGGUGAAUUUGAUCAAGGGCUCCACUCUCACGAAGACGAUGACGGCGACAACGAAGAGCUAGAGGAAAUCGAUUUCUCUGAUCUCUCGCGUCUCAUGGACACCUCCAACACCGGCAAGAAGACGACCAAGGUGAAGGUCAAGGCUAUGCCUGAUUUCGAAGAGAGGCAGGAACAAUUCACUGGAGUAUACGUUCGUCCCGAGUCUCAGAUGGACGACCAGCCGUCUGCGGUGGCGGAAACCACUACUACUAUCACGACUACAGCAAACAUGCAACCAGAUACCCCGACCCGAGACGUCACCGUCGAGCUCGGUCAACCUCACGGAGCCACGGCAGCCAUGGAAGUUACUGAAUCCACUACUGUCUCUACGAACGUUGCUGGGGAUGUCACAGUCACCACCGAGUCUGUGAUAGUCAUCCAAGAAGCACCUCCCGCUGCCUUCCCGGAACGCGCAUCUACAAGCAACGACGACGUCCCCGCUGCUGCCAUGGCCGUGGACGACCCCGAACCCUCAGAAGUCAAAGAAGCCGAGCAAGAGGCAGCAGUCCCACUCGCUCCUCCCAGCCUCAUCUCUGUCACUCCCGGCGAACCUCUCGCUGCCCCUUCCGCAGCCGAUAAGGACGUGAAAGAAAUCGACAUGAACCCCGCCGCCGAGCUCGCGCCUCCCAGUUUCAUCGCUGAUACUGGUACCGAUCCGGCGCCCAGUUUCAUCAUCGAUACCGACCCCGCACCCAUCGACCACCUCGGCAUCGACGUCGAGAUUGAGAAGCCGAGGAUACGCACCCCGUCGCCUAUCGCCGUUGAUCGCGAAGACGAUGAUGAUGAUGAGGUGAUCGUGUAUGUUGCGCCUCAUCCUCGGAAGAGCGCUAUUGGGGUGGACGGAAAGGAGGUGAAAGAGGAGGGGGUGGAGGGGGUGAAGAAGCCGAGCGAGGUACCGGCGUUUACGCCGUACGAGGGUCUGGGAUUGGGGUCUAUUGCAGCGGCUGCGGGGUAUAUACCGCCGACGGUAGCGUCGCCACCACCGAAAGACAUAUCCAAUUUCACAUUCUCAUUCUCUACUCCCUCCAAAUCCACCCAACCCUCCUCCUCAUCCUCCACAGCGAGGAGACUGGCAGUCCCGCCCAUCGCCACACCGCGCAUGCAAAAAGCCUUUACGGCGAAAGAGAAGAAGCUGUUGAAACGUCUAAAGCAGAAGGAGAAGAGGAAAGGCAAGGGUGGUAAAGGGGGCAGAGUGAGUUUUGGUAUGUUGGGAGCGAUGAUGCAGGAGAGGGAGUUGCAUGAGGAGUACGAGUUUGAGGAUGGGUGCGAUAAGCGAUGGGCUGAACGGAGGAGGGGGGAUUCGGAUUUGGAUUGGGGCGAUGAGAAUUCCGAUGGAGAGCCAACAACAACUACAACAGCAGCAGUAGCAGCAGCAGGAACAUCGAAAGAUGGAAUUUUCGGACCCCCGGUUGACGCGAGCGAUAUGCAAGUCGAUGAAGACGUUGAUCUGGACGCUAUGAAGCAGUUUGUGAAUGGGAUGAUUGGCCGGAAUGCGGGUGUGUACACGACGUUUGGAGAUUUGGAGGAUGAGGAGAGGAUUAGAAGGGAGGAUGAGGAGGAGCGGGAGGGGGUGGAGAGGGGGAGUAGUGGGGAGAGUGGGAGUGAGGAUGGUGUUGGUGAGGGUGAUAGCGACGAGGAUGGAGAGAAGGAUGGUGUUAGGGGUGGGGAAGAGGACGAUGGAGAGGAUGAUAUCCUGACGAAGGAAGAGAAGAUGUUGAUUGAAGAGUUUGAUCGGGCUGCUAGUUUGGAUGAUCGGGACGACGAUGAAGACGACGACGACGACGAGGAUGAAGAGGAUGAAGAUGAGAUCGAGUUCAACGAUGCGCUGGAGAUGGCUUUGGAGGACGAUGACGACGACGACGACGAUGAUGAUGAUGACGAGGAUGAAGAAGCCACUCCGAACACCAAGUUUGCUCGUCGUCUGAAGAAACUGCGUGAACGCGCUAGGACGUAUGAAGGGAAGGGUAAAGCGCGGGCCUAUGACGACGACGACGAUGAGGAGGAUGACGAUGUCUUGCAUCGUAACUUGUCUUGGGCUAUGGAUGAGGACGAUUUGGAGGAAGAGAGCUACUUGAUUGCGAAGGUCCAGGAUAUGUUGGACGAAAACCAGGAUAUCCUGGAUUCGCGCAACAGGAAGGAAAGGAAGAAACUGUUCAAGGCUAUCACGAAUGGAGAGUUUGAUUACGAAGAUGAUUACUUCCCACAAGCUCGACGCGGAAAAGACAAGCGAAACGCCGUACCACCCGAGCUUCGCGCUCUAUGGGACAAAGACCGAGCCAAGAAAGUUGCCUAUAAAGCUCAACGCGAAGCUGAGAAGCUCGCCCGCGCCGCUGACCCCUUCAGCGUCAAGAAGGGCGGGAAGAAGGGGCGCAAAGCCAUGCUCGCCGCCGCUUCCCUCCCCGCCUACUCCAACCCCAACGACGAUGAGGUCAACGAAGAUGAUGGACCAAUCACAACCCUCCUACCCGCCUCGAACCGAAUAAUCGACAUCUCCUCUCUCAUCCAGAUGAUCCGGCGCUUCGUAGCCGACGUGGGCGGCAACACCACGAUGAGCCUCCCGCCGACGUCGAAGGAGACGCGGAAGAAUGUGCAUGAGCUGGCGAUUGCGUUUGGGUUGAAGAGUGUGAGUAAGGGUAAGGGUGAGGCGCGGUAUGUCACGUUGAGCAAGACGACGCGGACGGGUGUGGGGAGGGUGGAUGAGCGCAAGGUGGCGCGUGUUGUGAAAAGGGCUGGCGGAGCUGGUGCGAGGGGGAAUGAUUUUGGUGCCCGUGGGGACUACUAUGGGAAUGGGAAUGGAGGGAAGAAGGGAGGACCGAAGGGACAUGUACCGAAACAUAGGGAGGGCGAGGAGGUGGGGGGCAAAGCGCCCAAGAUUGAUGCGUCGAAUGUUGGGUUUAGGAUGUUGGCGAUGAUGGGGUGGGCGGAGGGGCAGAGGAUUGGCGGUGUGGGUGGGGGCGAUGGGUUGGCGGAUCCGUUGGUUGCCAUUGUGAAGCAUUCGAAACUUGGUUUGGGUGCUUCGAGGGUUUAG
Messenger RNA from Coprinopsis cinerea okayama7#130, 3537 nucleotides. RefSeq lists its product as hypothetical. The transcript has 5 exons. Gene Ontology annotation, molecular function: nucleic acid binding. The record is from RefSeq and is a predicted model, not a curated record. Lineage: Eukaryota; Fungi; Basidiomycota; Agaricomycetes; Agaricales; Psathyrellaceae. The coding region runs from base 1 to 3537 and encodes 1178 amino acids.